GAAAAACAAAUACCCAUGGCCCGUGGGCUAUUGGCCGUUUUAAAUGCGGAUGAUGGUGUCGCCCACACCAGAUUACACCCAUAAAAAUAGAUUGACCGAGAAGCCGAGAGAGGAAGAAGAGCACAGUACACAGAGCUCAGAGAAAGAAGCAGCAUUGCCACGAUUGGUUUUAGAUGAGUUGGAUAAAGCGUUAUCGUUUCUUUGCCAAGUGUAACAAAAUCACAGUCUCUGAUCUUGGGGUGUCGUUGUUUAGUAAGCAUCAUCAAUAUGGUAUCCCUAGCAUUGAAAUGGCUCGAAGUAUCUAUUGCUUGCAGCCUCAGAGAGGAUGGUUGCCGGCAGAAAAGAAUGAUUUGUGGGCUGCAGAUGUUGACCCUCAGCAAAGGCUGAUUUUAGCAAGAAAUGUGUUAUCCAAAUAUGGGCUUUCUCCUUCUUUUGAGAGAAGUUCCGUUGGGUUGAAAAAGGGCAGAAUGAGUGCCUCUCGUGGAUUUGCACAUGAUGUGGAGAAUGAUCCUCAUUUGAUUAGAGAUUUCCUUGUUCAGCUUUGGAUUGCAGAUAGGAAAAUGGAAAAAUCUAGAAAGAAAAGAAGAAGAAAGAUGGCAAAGUAUGACAAUUAUGGUAAUGAGAUGGCUAAGUAUGACAAUUAUGGUAAUGUAGCAUAUAAUCAGUAUCGAUCCUUCUUACAUUCAAUUGGAAGACUGUUUUCGGGUGGAACUUCGACAGAAGAAAGAUCUUACGACCAUGGAAAAAGAGUUCUGAAGCAACCUCCUCCUAGCCAAUACGUCUCUGGUCUUCUGAAGCCAGCUUCUCCAGAGGAAGCCUUGGUUGCACCUCUUCUUGCCAGGUCAAACUUGCUGAUUACUAGGGAUAUAGAGUGGGCGAAUCUAGUACUUGGUUUUGAGCAGGAAAACCGUUAUGCAGUAGUAGAUGUGUGCUACCCGCAGUCUCCUGUGGGUUUUAUUCGUGAGCAGAGUAAUGUAAUUGCUAGGCAGUUGCUUCGUCUGAGGCGCCCUUUUGUUGCUUACAUAACUGAUGCUAUGGGUAAUGAGCUGUUUAGGGUUCGGAGGCCAUUUUGGUGGAUAACCAGCUCAAUUUAUGCAGAGAUUAAUGGUAAAGAAGUUGGUGUGGUUCAUAGACGAUGGCAUCUUUGGAGGAGAAUAUAUGAUUUGUACCUUGGAAAUAAGCAAUUUGCUGUGGUUGAAAAUCCUGGACUUUGGAAUUGGACAUUUACGUUGAAGGAUAUUAAUGGGGAAGUUGUGGCUCAAAUAGAUCGGGAUUGGAGGGGUUUUGGAUUUGAGAUCUUUACUGAUGCUGGUCAGUAUGUGAUACGAUUUGGUAGUUCUGAUCCCAGUUCCAAGAGUGCUCACGCUGCAGCGACUCAUGAUUUGGAAGUUGCCCGUCCUUUGACAUUAUCAGAGAGGGCUGUAGCUGUUGCUCUUGCCAUUUCUUUAGAUAAUGACUAUUUUUCAAGGCACGGUGGCUGGGGAAUCCCUUUCGUUGCAGUUGACGAGUAGAUAUCAAUUUGCUGCAUCAGCUGAAUCCCAUAAAUUUGCUUUUUGCCGCCACUCUUGAGGGCUUUAAGUUGUAAACUUCAGCAAGAAGUUCUUCUAAGGUCUCGGCUAUUGUUUUCUGUUUGUUCACCGGUGUCUAUAGGUGGUUUUAAAGGAUGAUUUCUUUCUGCUAUCUCCUCCAGGAGUAAAGACACUAACUAAUUUGCUCCGAGAUGAUGUAUAUUUUGACACUAGCCUCUCCCCCACCCAAUCCCCUUAUUUCUUCUGUCUGCAAAA
Molecule: messenger RNA, 1784 nt
Organism: Hevea brasiliensis (rubber tree)
Lineage: Eukaryota; Viridiplantae; Streptophyta; Magnoliopsida; Malpighiales; Euphorbiaceae
Product: phospholipid scramblase family protein C343.06c-like
Exons: 12
Coding region: 174-1511 (445 amino acids)
Biological process (GO): plasma membrane phospholipid scrambling
Cellular component (GO): plasma membrane
Molecular function (GO): phospholipid scramblase activity
Source: RefSeq, a predicted model, not a curated record